GUUUGUGCCAUAUUGGAAUGAGGUCGUGAACGACUAGGCGGAAAGAGACGGCAUCUAAAACCGACUUGAAAAACUAUUUACUGGUAAGAAUCAGAUUUUGUGACCAAAUACUCACAUACAAUAUUUUGUUUAUUAAGAUCUUAAUAUGAUAUAAUACAUUUUGGUGCUGUCUGCGUCUUUUUUCCCGUCUCUAUAAAAGAUGACUCGGGCUCGGUCGAGUGCAAGCGCCGGUAUUGCUUAGUAUAGCCUAUCGCUCAAGCCAUGACGUUCAGUAACUUGACUUAGUCACAGGCGUUUUUAGCAUGUGCGGAAUCAGCCGCAUUCUACUGCGGUGCGGUUGGCAUCUGAACUGACCUAUAUGGCAUAAACACAGAGAGGCUAUGAAAUACAUGUUCUUUAUUGCGUUCGGUGUUCUUCUCUUUAGUGCACGUUCCAGUGUGAAAGUUGGAUCAUCGGUGCUCGUGCGUUCAAAGCUAUUGCGUUAACAUCCAUAUUGCGCUAAGUAACCUAUUGAGCUUCUAUCGGAAAUUCCCUCAAAUUUUGUUAAUGUACUUAAUGCAUUUAUUUAGUUGGAUAUCGCUCCUAUAUAAUAAAGGUUGCACAAGCUUGAUGGACAUCUGCGGGUGUAUUUUACAAAUAGCCUAGCGAUCUUUUUAUUUUUUUAUUUUUUAUUUUUUUAAUUGUAGUUGAUUGAAUAAGCCUAACAGAUAGGGCCUAAAUUAUCCUAUACACAUUGCCAUUUCCACGUAGGCUACCCUAAGCACUAAGCUGCCUAUUUCUCUACAGCUCCAACUUCCCAGUUAUGCAACUUGAGUGAUCGCAGCAACAUUGUUUCAAUUGACCUGCCGCAAUAAACUGCAACAUUGUUUCAAUUGACGUGCAUCUAUAGCCUAAAAUGCUAAAUUGUUUCUUCUGACUUGUCGAUGAAAUAGCAAUACGAAGUGUUUUUUCCUUAACUUUUAUAUUUACAUCUGCCAUUGGUUAAUUAAGUUGGAACUAUUUAUGGUCAGGCUCUUCUAUGGCCAUUUACACGAAAAAUCCAGUUCAAAUAACAGUUUAAACACUGCAACAACACUGGGGCAACAACAGUGGGACACCAACACUGCCCUCUGACGUGCGAGGCCCCUACUUGACAUAGGCAACAUGUAACCCUGAAAUACAAUCUCUCAAAUAACAAGUAGCCUAUGUGAAGGCGAAUUGCUGACAAUAAGGAAUCAUAAACACACAGGCUAAUAUUAUUGUAAUUGUGUUCCACUUGAUGAAAAUACUCCCAAUAGUCUAACUGUAUUCUUGACAUAAACCCAUGUCCUCAAGACUUCACUUUAAUUGAAAGUACAUUUCUCAAACCCUUGUGUGUCCAAUUAAUGCAUUUAUUUUGCUUGCAUUACCUGCCCAGAGAUCACUCAGGACUUCAUUCAGUCAGUGGCAUGUUAAAAAUCUGCUUGUGUUUGUGUAUGCAUUCUAGUUUCUCUUUCAGGGCGAGUCAGGGUAUUUCUGCUGGUGUAUCUUCUGGUGGAGAGAGUCAAACAGGCAGGCAUCCUGGUGGUGUGUGUGGGUACUGGCUAGGUCUCUUUCAAACGAUAGGGGAAGUUGUUGGUCUUCCUGUUCACUUUGGUGAUGAAGUGACAGUUUGUUAAACAGAAUGAGCUAUGAAGUCCCAGAAAUGUCAGCAUAAUAAAAUAAUCUUUCAUCAACCCCCUCAUCCUUCCCUUCUCAGCUUCAUUCUAAUUUGUCUAUAUCAUAUUAAAAUAAACUUGCUGACAUUUUCAAUCUUUAUCAACAACUUUUAGAAUACUUUUUUGGGCUCAUCGGGUAUUAGAAUACACCUCAACACUGAGGGCUGGCUCUUUGAAAAUGGCUAAAUGGCUCUGCUGCUCUUUUUAUCCUCCCUAGUGUGAGACCAGAGUAUGACCUCCAGCACAAUGAGGCCCUUUACGCUGUCUGUGAAUGUCCAAAGAUUCAGUUGGGCUUGGUUGGAUAGCUCUGUGUGUGUGUGUGUGUGUGUACUCUGAGGGCGGCAGGGUUGUGGGUGAAAGGAUGGGCUGAUCCUGGGUCGCGGUGUCCGGGCGGUGGUCAGAAGGACCCUGUCUGACGGCUGUCUCUACUUUAAUAGAGACAUCAGAUUUGACAAAGACUGGUCUGACAGCCCUGCUGAAUGGAGCAGCAGUGACAGAGCAGCUAUCCUCCGCAUCCUUUACACAAACCUAUCAGCUAUUGUCAUCUCCAAUGCUCUCUCAUGCUCAGUAUAUAAAUGCCAUUUCUCUUUUAUGUUAAAUUAUUUAAUAUGCUUUGUUGUCACUCUGGCUAUAAGCCUACAGCUCAACUUUGGUUCAAAGUUGUCGUCUCUUUAAGAGGCCCCACUCAUGCUUUUAGAAAUUUAGCAAGAGGGAUAAUUUGUAUUUUCAAAACCCUUACCUAAAUAUUCUCAGUUUCACUUCUCUCUCACACAUUAACUAAACUUUGUUUAUGCUUUUAUUUCGCAAGCCCCCUCACCUUUCACAAAAAUGUUAUGUAAUCACUGGACAAAUUACAUCCCUUUCACCAGCUAUACCACUUUUAACAACCACCUACUAUUCUUACUUGCUCUCCUGAUUUUUGCUGUCAAACACAAAUAAUAAUCCAGCUCUCCUUUCUUCCCCAGAGCUUCUAGACUUGGCUUGUAGGAGGAGCCGACAUGAGUCAUGAGUCGCUGGAGUCUGGUGAGAAACAACAUGGACCUACAGCUUUGUUACUGGUGAAGAGGGCUUUCAACAUAACAAAAUUAACUGAACUGGUGUGUGUGUGUUGCAGAUGGGGACUCUAGUCAGCAUGUGUCUGACUUUAACUGGGAUGACUAUCUGGAGGAAAAUGGGACAGUGUCUGUGCCCCACCAUGCCUUCAAACACGUAAGUAUUGAGACUGCUCACACUCCUCUCAUAACCACACACAAUAUUCACACUCUUAAUCCCAAAUUCACCUUAUAAGAUAUUUUCCUAUUUAAUUCUCCCCAGGUGGAUCAGGGCAUGCAGACAGGUCUGACUCCAGGUAUGAAGCUGGAGGUGUGUGUGCGUUCGGAGCCCGACCAACCCUACUGGCUGGCGACCAUCAUCACCACCUGUGGCCAGCUGCUCCUCCUGCGCUAUGAGGGUUACCACGAUGACCGCCGCGCUGAUUUCUGGUGUGACAUCAUGACGGCGGACCUCCACCCCCUGGGCUGGAGCCGGCAGCAGGGCAAACCCAUGAGACCCCCCGAGGGUAAGAGAACUAUGGCCGGGGAGGGAACUCAGUUGGACGGGUGUUGUUAAAAAAUUAAUAAAGUUCAUCUGAAGAAGUUGUAUAAUUAUCUUUCCACUCCCUGUUAUUACAGUGAAAUCUAAAACGUGGUUUUCUAAAGAAAUUCCGGAGGCUUCUUUCCAUAUUCUGUAACCGUGCCUCUCCAUCGCCCCCCUCAGGUGUGAGAGAGAAGCAGCCAGACUGGCAGGGUGUCCUGGAGAAAGCCCUGGCUGAGAAGUGCAGUGCACCUGCCAACCUUCUGGAAGGGGUAAGGGGGUGCUCAGUUAUAAACUGGAACAACUGGGAAGGUAUGACAGAUAAGCAUGGGUUUUGAACUCCUUACGUGAGUUCUUACACGUCUGUGUGUGUGUGUGUGUGUGUGUGUAUGUAGCCCCAGCGUGGUAAGGACCCGGUGGACCUGCUGUCUCCAGGCUGCAGUGUGGAGCUGCAGGACCGUGUUGACCCUGGGGUGGCGUGGGGUGCUGAGGUGGAGGAGAAUGUGGGUGGCAGGCUGAGACUACGCCUAGUGGGCACAGAGGGGCUCCCUGAAACACACUCCACCCUCUGGCUCUACUACCUGCACCCCCACCUCCACCCACCUGGCUGGGCCAAGGAGCAUGGCUGCACCCUCACGCCUCCUUCAGGUAAGCUGAUCAUCUUUUCAAAAAGACCUUGGGGAAAUUCAAUUUUAACCUUUUCACGCGUGAGUUCCAAAAAUCUCUAACGGUCGCCCCAGCAUGAGUUUUUUUAUGCGCGUGAUGUCAGAAUGCACUCACUGUUCCAAAAUGUGAUUGUUACGCAACAGGACAGUUAACCCGCGCUGUCCUCAAACCAAAGCACGCUGCCUGCUAAUUAUCUAUAGGCUAUGUUUCAACUUGUCAAUUUCAAAUGAUUUUCUAACAAGUGUUUCUUUUGAACAACAGUUUGAAUUGAGGUGUGUUCUGCCUCCUCAUUAAUUCACAUAGGAGUAGCCCGUUUCACUGUUGCGGACAAUUUAUGUUUGAGGCUUUACUGAACUGGACAAACUUCUCCCUUGGAGGAGAGCCCAAGCACUUCCCCAGUGUUUCCAGAUCAAGUAUGCAGACAUUUGCGCAUCUCCAGUCAUCUCCUGGGACAUUAUCCAGCUUGCGGCCACAUUGCCUUGAUUGUUGUUUUCCUUACAAAUAAUAACUUUGGACGUGUGCGUUCCUAUCAACGUAAGUUCCUUAUUACUUUAUCAUUAUAGUUUCUGUAUCGUCUUGUCAUUUCUACUGUAGCACACUGUAUGUAUGUAUGGAGCAUAAUGGAUUUACUGUUUUAUUCACGUUUUCAAGUACUGGUGACAAAUCAUGCAUUCCGAUUCUUGCAUAGAUUGUAAUGGAGACACACUAUAUAUACAAAAGUAUAUGGACACCCCUUCAAAUUAGUGGAUUUGGCUAUUUCAGCCACACCCGUUGCUGACAGGCGUAUAAAAUCGAGCACACCACCAUGCAAUCUCUAUAGACAAACAUUGGCAGUAGAAUGGCCUUACUGAAGAGCUCAUUGACUUUCAACGUGGCACCGUCAUAGGAUGCCACCUUUCCAACAAGUCAGUUCGUGUUAUUGUGAAGUGGAAACGUCUUGGAGCAACAACGACUCAGCCGUGAAGUGGUAGGCCACACAAGCUCACAGAACAGGACCACCGAGUGCUGAAGCGCGUAUUGCGAAAACAUCGUCUGUCGUUCGUUGGGAGCUUCAUGAAAUGGGUUUCCAUGGCCGAGCAGCCGCACACAAGCCUAAGAUCACCAUGCGUAAUGCCAAGUGUUGGCUGGAGUGAUGUAAAGCUCGCUGCCACUGGACUCUGGAGCAGUGGAAACGCGUUCUCUGGAGUGAUGAAUCACACUUCACCAUCUGGCAGUCCAACGGACGAAUCUGAGUUUGUCAGAUGCCAAGAGAACGCCACUUGCCCUAAUGCAUAGUGCCAACUGUAAAGUGGGGUGGAGGAGGAAUAAUGGUCUGGGGCUGUUUUUCAUGGUGUGGGCUAGGCCCCUUAGUUCCAGUGAAGGGAAAUCUUAGCGCUACAGCAUACAGUGACAUUCUAGAUGAUUCUGUGCUUCCAACUUUGUGGCAACAGUUUGGGGAAGGCCCUUUCCUGUUUCAGCAUGACAAUGCCCCAGUGCACAAAGCGAGGUCCAUACAGAAAUGGUUUGUCAAGAUCGAUGUGGAAGAACUUGACUGGCCUGCACAGAGCCCUGACCUCAACCCCAUCGAACACCUUUGGGAUGAAUUGGAAUGCUGAUUCCGAGCCAGGCCUAAUUGUCCAGGCCUAAUUGUCCAACAUCAAUGCUCAACCUCACUAAUGCUCUUGUGGCUGAAUGGAAGCAAGUCCCCGCAGCAAUGUUCCAACAUCUAGUGGAAAGCCUUCCCAGAAGAGUGGAGGCUGUUAUAGCAGCAAAGGGGGACCAACUCCAUAUUAAUGCCCAUGAUUUUAGAAUGAGAUGUUCGACGAGCAGGUGUCCACAUACUUUUGGUCAUGUAGUGUAUGAUGUGUGUAAAAUACUUUCUGGAAGGUUGUACUGAUUAUGAUGAGCUAAUGCUAUCGUUACUCCAGGUUGCCAGCUUAUACCCCCCGCCAGCUCAUACCCCCCUUCCAGAGUUUAAUUUUAUUUAGCUGAUAAACUUAUCCUGUGUUUGCCCCCCAUUUAUUGAUAUAUCCCCCAUCAUAGUAAUAUUUUCUGCAUCAUAUCCCCCCACGAUACCUUCCCCCAUUUCUACCCCUCAUUGACUUGAAAUCCCCCACAAAUGAAAUGAACCCCACCACAAACCAUCCUAAAAUGGUUUCAACUAUAUCUGGCAACCCUGUUUAGCUUUCGCACUAUGGUUAGGCUAGGCAGUAGGCUUGUAUUUGGGGUGAUGAUCUGUGAGGUGAUAACAUUUUAUUUGCUUUGUGAUUUGUCAAACACUGUAAACGACUUACCAGGUCAUGUGCUCCGGUUCUUGUAUACACUGUAACAACUACAUCGAAUAUUUAUAAUAUGCUGAAAGUGGCCAAACUAAGUUCAUAUUUGGCGCAGCCAUCUUUCACUUUGACUUUAUUUAUUUGUGUUUUAUAGUGAAUGGCAUUCUGGGAUUACGGAGUUUUCACUUGUCAAACAUAAACAAACAUGGCUGCCAUCAUAAAGAAUGUAGCCGCUGUUGGCUUAGCUGACACGCAUCUCUUUUCUAAACAAUAUUACGUUUCUCCAUGUGCUCACCAGAGAUGUGGUACAUUGUAAACAAUUCUAGCUGUUAGGUCGCUAACCGGUUGUUGUUGUUUUUGUCAGCGCAACCUGUUAUUUAGACUGGUUUAUGGAAUGAGUUUGGCUGUGGAUGCGUUCCGUGUGACGCUUGGAUGAUGAAGUUCGCAUUUAUCUUUUACAAUAAAAGGUGAAAUUGAGGAAUAAAGUUGUGAAUACCUUUUAUUUCCCAUCAGUACAAAACAAUGUUUUGAUGCUUUUCAGACAACAAUGCCGUUUAGGCACGUUUGUUGCAUCAUGCGUUCUGUUGCUACUGUUCCAACCACAUAUUUGCAAUGGUACGCUGCAGGGACCACUCAACAAUGAUCACAAAUAUGUCAUUUUACGCAUCAAAGGGUUACGAUGCAGAAAGCAAAAUAUGAUUUUUGAAUAAAUCGGAGGUUGCGGUUUUUACUGUUUAACAUGAUAAUUUGUGUGUGUGCUUGCUUUUUUCAGCCCUGGUCCCCCUGCACACAGAGGAGAAGUGGGAGGAGGUCAGACAGAGGAUGAUUGAUCAGCCUCAUGGUGAAGCCCUCUUUGAGGAGUUCUAUAAGGUGAAGGCACUACCAAGCAUUAUGUACUAACAUUACAAGUCUGUGGAAUACCUGUGCAAUAUUGAUAUAACAAGCCAUCACUGUGUGGUGUGUGAAUGCUUCAGGACCGGCCUCCCAUCGCUGCCCACUGCUUCACUGAGGGGAUGAAACUGGAGGCUGUUGACCCUGCAUCCCCUUUCUGCAUCAGUCCUGCCACCGUUACCAAGGUAACAACCUCUUUACUGUCCUCCUCUCUCCUCAGGCUCCUGGAUUUGUCUGAAUACGUCCUUCCCAGACCAGAAUUCAUAUGACUGGGUUGGAUGAUGGUUGUACAGUAAUGAAGGCACUCCACCCAACAGUUUCCACCAUAUUGUUGCUGCCUAUUCGGUCCACUCAGAUCAGUGUUCAUCUCAGGGCUAGGAGAGUAGAGAUGAAUCCUGACAUAGUACCCAUGUACACUCUGGAAGUCUAUCCACUCCAAGCAGAAGUGUGUUGUCAGUGAGAUACAGUAUGGUAGUGCAUGUAAGGCUAGCUUUGGUUGUGAUAUGGUCAUGGAGGAAGGGUAGAGUAACUACUGCAUAGAGCCAACAUGAGUAUGAUGUGAUACCCGACCUCUCCUCUUCAGGUGUUCAAUGACCAGUACUUCCUGGUAAAGAUGGACAAUCUCUGUGGUAAUGAUUUGGUGUCAGAUGGCGGUGGGAAUUCCUUCCUGUGUCACAGGGACAGUCCUAGGAUCUUUCCCGUCCAGUGGAGCCUGAAGAACGGCCUCCCGCUCAGCCCCCCACCAGGUCGGGAAACACUAGUAACAUUUACAGAGCUACUUUUAAAACUGUGCUCAACUUUCUUUUAAAACUUUAAGCUAAUUGUAUUGUGGUAUCCCUCUCCCUCUCCUCUCUCUCUCUCACUCUCUCUCUCUCUCUCUCUCAGGGUACCAGGGGCAGGACUUUGACUGGGCAGACUACCUGAAACAGUGUGAGGCUGAGGCAGCACCCCAAAACUGCUUCCCCACAGUGAGUCAAGCGCUGUCUGAAAAAUGGCCUCAUAGAACAAUGCAUGUUAUAACAUGAAUUGUGGGGGAAAAAAGUAUUUAGUCAGCCACCAAUUGUGCAAGUUCUCCCACUUAAAAAGAUGAGAGAGGCCUGUAAUUUUCACCAUAGGUACACGUCAACUAUGACAGACAAAAUGAGAAUUUUUUUCUCCAGACAAUCACAUUGUAGGAUUUUUUAUGAAUUUAUUUGCAAAUGAUGGUGGAAAAUAAGUAUUUGGUCAAUAGCAAAAGUUUCUCAAUACUUUGUUAUAUACCCUUUGUUGGCAAUGACACAGGUCAAACGUUUUCUGUAAGUCUUCACAAGGUUUUCACACACUGUUGCUGGUAUUUUGGCCCAUUCCUCCAUGCAGAUCUCCUCUAGAGCAGUGAUGUUUUGGGGCUGUUGCUGGGCAACACAGACUUUCAACUCCCUCCAAAGAUUUUCUAUGGGGUUGAGAUCUGGAGACUGGCUAGGCCACUCCAGGACCUUGAAAUGCUUCUUACGAAGCCACUCCUUCGUUGCCCGGGCAGUGUGUUUGGGAUCAUUGUCAUGCUGAAAGACCCAGCCACGUUUCAUCUUCAAUGCCCUUGCUGAUGGAAGGAGGUUUUCACUCAAAAUCUCACGAUACAUGGCCCCAUUCAUUCUUUCCUUUACACGGAUCAGUCGUCCUGGUCCCUUUGCAGAAAAACAGCCCCAAAGCAUGAUGUUUCCACCCCCAUGCUUCACAGUAGGUAUGGUGUUCUUUGGAUGCAACUCAGCAUUCUUUGUCCUCCAAACACGACGAGUUGAGUUUUUACCAAAAAGUUAUAUUUUGGUUUCAUCUGACCAUAUGACAUUCUCCCAAUCCUCUUCUGGAUCAUCCAAAUGCACUCUAGCAAACUUCAGACGGGCCUGGACAUGUACUGGCUUAAGCAGGGGGACAAGUCUGGCACUGCAGGAUUUGAGUCCCUGGCGGCGUAGUGUGUUACUGAUGGUAGGCUUUGUUACUUUGGUCCCAGCUCUCUGCAGGUCAUUCACUAGGUCCCCCCGUGUGGUUCUGGGAUUUUUGCUCACCGUUCUUGUGAUCAUUUUGACCCCACGGGGUGAGAUCUUGCGUGGAGCCCCAGAUCGAGGGAGAUUAUCAGUGGUCUUCCAUUUCCUAAUAAUUGCUCCCACAGUUGAUUUCUUCAAACCAAGCUGCUUACCUAUUGCAGAUUCAGUCUUCCCAGCCUGGUGCAGGUCUACAAUUUUGUUUCUGGUGUCCUUUGACAGCUCUUUGGUCUUGGCCAUAGUGGAGUUUGGAGUGUGACUGUUUGAGGUUGUGGACAGGUGUCUUUUAUACUGAUAACAAGUUCAAACAGGUGCCAUUAAUACAGGUAACGAGUGGAGGACAGAGGAGCCUCUUAAAGAAGAAGUUACAGGUCUGUGAGAGCCAGAAAUCUUGCUUGUUUGUAGGUGACCAAAUACUUAUUUUCCACCAUAAUUUGCAAAUAAAUUCAUAAAAUCCUACAAUGUGAUUUUCUGGAUUUUUUUCCCUAUAUGAAAAUGAUGUACCUAUGAUGAAAAUUACAGGCCUCUCUCAUCUUUUUAAGUGGGAGAACUUGCACAAUUGGUGGCUGACUAAAUACUUUUUCCCCCCACUGUAUAGCAUGGGUGAACCGGGACAAUGAAUAAUCUCUCUCUCCUGAUGUCUCUCUAUCUCAGGAACAGUCUGAUCACAGCUUUAAAGAGGCCAUGAAGCUGGAAGCGGUCAACCCACUCUCACCUGAACACAUUCACGUGGCAUCAGUAACCAAGGUCAAAGGGCAACAUAUCUGGCUUGGCCUGGAAGGUGAGAACCUGUAGCUAUGCCUCAUAUCUGGGCCCUGCAUUUUUAAAGCUUAGUUUGAGACCAUUUAAUUGUGAGCUUGUUCACAAUGAUGGUAUUGAUAUUAGAUCAUUAAUAAGUCUACAUCAUUUUUCUCUCUGUGUGUCCAGGGCUGAAACAGGCUAUGCCAGAGCUUAUAGCUCAUGUGGACUCGUUGGACAUCUUCCCUGUCAGCUGGUGUGAGACCAACGGUUACCCUCUGCUGUACCCCAUCAAGCCCGAAGGUGGGCGUCCCAAAAUAGUAUCCCUCUGUGUUCCUCUCUAAUCUGAAGGGGUGCCAUGCCACAAUAUGCAUGGAAGUGUUAAUAUUGCAGUCACCAUAUUUGACAGUACCGUGUAUAGUUUUAGUAGUUUUAUUCAUGGUGAUUAUACAUUGUCUUACAGUUGAGAAGCAGAGGAGGAUUGCUGUGGUGCAGCCUGAGAAACAGUAAGUAGGCCUAUGGGAAAGGAAGGACUCUAUCAUUGGCUGUUUGUCCACUUUUGAUUGGUUAACAUUCUAAUCCCAUGCACUUUGACCCCUAACCUGUAUCUUUGUCCCUAAAGCCGAGCACCACCCAAAUCCUCAACACCUGACUCACUCAAGCAGCAGAUGACCAGCCAAUCAGCAACUGGUGAGUGUUCUCUUUCUCAUCUAGACAUCCUGGAGAAAUACAUUAGGAUUGUUUCUAAGGUGAGGCACAGCUCUUACAUUGUGUGUGUUGUUUUGUGUACAGGACAGGGGAACGGGAAGUACUGCUGUCCCAAGAUCUACUUCAACCACCGCUGCUUCUCUGGCCCCUACCUGAACAAGGGCCGCAUCGCUGAGCUUCCCCAGUUUGUCGGCCCUGGCAACUGUGUUCUGGUGCUCAAAGAGGUGAGGAGCACCUGAGUGGGAUUGGAACAACUAUACUAUACAGUGUUAUAACUAUAUAUUACAAUAUACUCCAAAGUAAACUAAAAUCUCCUAAGGGCAGUUGGUAAUAGGGCGAAAUUGUAGUAUGCCAAAAGAUCCCUUCUCACGUCCCACUUAGACUGGGAAUAGUAUCCAUGCUAACCCCUUCAUGUCUCUCUCCGUCUCCCUGUGUGCUGUCCAGGUGUUGACUCUGCUGAUCAACUCUGCCUACAAGCCCAGCCGGGUGCUCAGGGAACUGCAGCUGGACCAGGAGGGCCGCUGGCACGGCCAUGGAGAGACGCUCAAAGCCAAGUGAGGAACACAUUCUCUAUCAUAACGUCAUUAAGAUCACCUCAUGCACUUUGUAACUUUUCUGCUCAUAUUUGUGAUUGAGUUGAUGAUUAAAGUGUGUACUGGGCCUGGCUAAGCGUUCCUAGCGUUGCUAACCUGAAGAUCUGUUUUUGACCGGCAGGUACAAGGGAAAGAGUUACCGGGCUACAGUGGAGAUAGUGCGUACAGCAGACUGCGUGGCUGAGUUUUGUAGGAAGACCUGCAUCAAGCUGGAGUGUUGCCCAAACCUGUUCGGACCUCGCAUGGUUCUGGAGCGCUGCACAGAGAACUGUUCUGUGCUCACCAAGACCAAAUACAGUAUGUGUCACCAGUGCUUGACUUGGACUGAAAUACAGUACCAGUCAAAGUUUGGACACACCUACUCAUUCAAGGGUUUUUCUUUCUUUUUAGUAUUUUCUAUAUUGUAGAAUAAUAGUGAAGACAUCAAAACUAUGAAAUAACACAUAUGGAAUCAUUUAGUAACCAAAAAAGUGUUAAACAAAUCAAAAUAUAUUUUAGAUUCUUCAAAGUAUCCACCCUUUGCCUUGAUGACAGCUUUGCACACUCUUGGCAUUCUCUCAACCAGCUUCAUGAGGAAUGCUUUUCCAACAGUCUUGAAGGAGUUCCCACAUAUCCCAAACCAUCUCAAUUGGGUUGAGGUCGGGUGAUUGUGGAGGCCAGAUCAUCUGAUGCAGCACUCCAUCACUCUCCUUGGUCAAAUAGCCCUUACACAGCCUGGAGGUGUGUUUUGGGUCAUUGUCCUGUAGAAAAACAAAUGACAGUCCCACUAAGCGCAAACAAGAUGGGAUGGCGUAUCGCUGCAGAAUGCUGUGGUAGCCAUGCUGGUUAUGUGUGCCUUGAAUUCUAAAUAAAUCACAGACAGUGUCACCAGCAAAGCACCCUCACACCACCUCCUCCAUGCUUCACGGUGGGAACUACACAUGCAAUGAUCAUCCGUUCACCUACUCUGCGUCUCACAAAGACACGGCGGUUGGAAUCAACAUUCUCAAAUUUGGACUCAGACCAAAGGACAGAUUUUCACCGGUCUAAUGUCCAUUGCUCGUGUUUCUUGGCCCAAGCAAGUCUCUUCUUCUUAUUGGUGUCCUUUAGUAGUGGUUUCUUUGCAGCAAUUCGACCAUGAAGGCCUGAUUCACACAGUCUCCUCUGAACAGUUGAUGUUGAGAUGUGUCUGUUACUUGAACUCUGUGAAGCAUUUAUUUGGGCUGCAAUCUGAGAUGCAGUUAACUCUAACUUAUCAUCUGCAGCAGAGGGAACUCUGGGUCUUCCUUUCCUGUGGCGGUUCUCAUGACAGCCAGUUUCAUCAUAGCGCUUGAUAGAUUUUGCGACUGCACUCGAAGAAACUAAAAGUUAUUGAAAUUUUCCAGAUUGACUGACCUUCAUGUCUUAAAGUAAUGAUGGACUGUCAUUUCUCUUUGCUUAUUUGAGCUGUUCUUGCCAUAAUCUGGACUUGGUCUUUUACCAAAUAGGGCUAUCUUCUGUAUACCACCCCUACCUUGUCACAACACAACUGAUUGGGUCAAACGCAUUAAUAAGGAUAUAAAUUCCACAAAUUAACUUUUAACAAGGCACACCUGUUAAUUGAAAUGCAUUCCAUGAAGCUGGUUGUGAGAAUUCCAAGAGUGUGCAACGGGUGGCUACUUUGAAAAAUCUCAAAUAUAUUUUGAUUUGUUCAACACUUUUUUGGGUUACUACAUGUUUCCAUAUGUGUUAUUUCAUAGUUUUGAUGUCUUCACUAUUAUUCUACAAUGUAGAAAAUAAUCAAAAGAAAGAAAAACCCUUGAAUGAGUAGGUGUGUCCAAACUUUUGACUGGUACAGUAGGUGCCGGUACUCAUUUUGGGUACUGUUUAUAUUUAGAUGCAGGUGCUCCACAAUACUUUUGAGCUAAUAUUCUAGAAGCGGGACAGGAGCUCAAGCAGUAGAACAUUUGAGGUGCCUUACUCAGCUCCGGUGAGCCCCUGCCCAAGUCAAGCACCUAAUCAGUCACUCUAGAUCAAAUGCAUAUCUGUGAAAACUGGUAUUAAAACAUCUGGUGUUAUUGAGAUAAAGGGUCACUCAAAGCUGAUAUGCAGGGAAAAAAUAUAUAGGGGAACCAGUGUCUGUUUUUAUGUGUACUUCAUUAUGCAUCUAUGUCUAUGGUAAAGUAUUGGAUGCAUAAUGCUCAGGAGGACUAAGAUUGUAAUAUUGAUUUGUUCUCUGCAGCUUAUUACUAUGGUAAGAAGAAGAGUAGGCGAGUUGGCCGCCCACCAGGGGGGCACUCUAACCUGGAAGGGGGGGUGAAGAUGAGAGGUAGGAGGAGGAAGAGGAGGAAGCAACUCUUCGUCCAUAAGAAGAGACGCUCCUCAGCCUCACUUGACAACACACCUGCCGGUUCACCACAGGUAACACACACACACACACACACACACACACACACACACACACACACACCCAGACAUCUUUAAACUGAACCAUCCCUUUUCUCUAACACAGGGGAGUGGAGAGGAGGAGGAUCUGGAUGAUGACUCUCUGAGUGACGAUACUGGCUCUGAACUCCAGGAUGAUCAGGAUGAUUCAGAAUAUUCCAUUGGGAAGUCACAACCACCCACCCCGUCCCCGUCUCCUCCCACAACGCCCAGGCCAACCCGAAAGCGCAGGAAACCUCGCUCCCCAUCCUACUCUGAUGAUGAAAAUCACCCACCUUCACCAAAGGUAAACUACUGUGCUUUGACUUCUUGUUUGUUCACUGUUAAUAUAUAGUACGUUGCAUUGUCUAGACCUUAUUGUCCCUGUUAAAGAUAAACACCAUAAUUAACUGCAUCUUUGUGUCUUGCAUGUGUUUUGCAGCACUCGAGAGGUGAGGCUCCCCAGAAGCUGUGUUUGGACACCAGUCCCCUGGAGUGGAGUGUGACUGAUGUGGUGCGUUUCAUCAGGACCACCGACUGUGCUCCCCUGGCUCGCAUUUUCCUGGAUCAGGUAAUAAUUGUAUAUAUACAUACAUACAUACAUACAUACAUACAUACAUACAUACAUACAUACAUACAUACAUACAUAUCAUUCAUUCAUUCAUUCAUUCAUUCAUUCAUUCAUUCAUUCAUUCAUUCAUUCAUUCCAGGGUUUAUUUUACUAUUUUCUACAUUGUAGAAUAAUAGUGAAGACAUCAAAACUAUGAAAUAACACAUAUGAAAUAAUGUAGUAACCAAAAAAGUGAUAAACAAAUCAAAAUAUAUUUGAGAUUUGAGAUUCUUCAAAGUAGCCUCCCUUUGCCUUGAUGACAGCUUUGCACACUCUUGGCAUUCUCUCAACCAGCUUCAUGAGAUAGUCACCUGGAAUUCAUUUCAAAUAACAGGUGUGCCUUGUUAAAAGUUAAUUUGCGGAAUCUAUAUCCUUAUUAAUGCGUUUGACCCAAUCAGUUGUGUUGUGACAAGGUAGGGGUGGUAUACAGAAGAUAGCCCUAUUUGGUAAAAGACCAAGUCUAUAUUAUGGUAAGAACAGCUCAAAUAAGCAAAGCGAAACGACAGUCCAUCAUUACUUUAAGACGUGAAGGUCAGUCAAUCUGGAAAAUGUCAAGAACUUUUCAUGUUUCUUCAAGUGCAGUCGCAAAAACCAUCAAGCUUUAUGAUGAAACUGGCUCUCAUGAGGACUGUCACAGGAAAGGAAGACCCAUAGUUACCUCUGCUGCAGAGGAUAAGUUAGAGUUAACUGCACCUCAGAUUGCAGCCCAAAUACAUGUUUCACAGAGUUCAAGUAACAGACACAUCUCAACAUGAACUGUUCAGAGGAGACUGCGUGAAUCAGGCCUUCAUGAUCGAAUUGCUGCAAAUAAACCAUUACUAAAGGACACCAAUAAUAAGAAGAGACUUGCUUGGGCCAAGAAACACGAGCAAUGGACAUUAGACCGGUGGAAAUCUUUUCUUUGGUCUCGAUGAGUCCAAAUUUGAGAUUUUUGGUUCCAACCGCCGUGUCUUUGUGAGACGCAGAGUAGGUGAACGGAUUAUCUACACAAGCGUGGUUCCCACCGUGAAGCAUGGAGGAGGAGGUGUGAUGGUGCUUUGCUGGUAACACUGUCUGUAAUUUAAAACCCUGGAAUGAGUAGGUGUUCUAAAACUUUUGACUGGUACUGUAUAUUCACACACACACACACACACACACACACAAACACAAACAAUUAUCUUGACUGUGUAACUGUGUUUACACUGUGGUCUAAAUCCAUGACCAUUGUUGUCUAACCCCAUGGCUGUGCUUGUGUUUUCAGGAGAUUGAUGGACAGGCUCUGCUCCUUCUCAACCUGCCCACGGUGCAGGAGUGUAUGGACCUGAAACUGGGACCAGCCAUAAAGCUGUGUCACCAUAUCGAAAGGGUCAAACUGGCAUUCUACCAGCAAUUUGCUACGUAG
Molecule: messenger RNA, 15487 nt
Organism: Coregonus sp. 'balchen'
Lineage: Eukaryota; Metazoa; Chordata; Actinopteri; Salmoniformes; Salmonidae
Source: the annotation of a GenBank genome assembly